AUGCACCCAAUCUCACAUCGGUUCCUCAAGCCCUGCUCUCUCCACUCGUUUGCUCUCUGCACGUGUUUGCUCUCCCCCACCCCCGCAGGCCCCCUGUGUGCCUCUGCCGGCGAGGCCGCACCAGAAGGGCGUGAUCAACAGCAUCCGCUACCUGCCGUGGGAGGGGCCUCCUUUUGUGUUCGCCACGGGUGGCAGCGACCACGGGGUCGUGCUGUGGCGCGAGGAGCACGCUCAAGGGGGCGGCGCAGGGGCAGCAGGGGACCUGCCCAAGCUGACGCCCAAGGCAGCACACAGCUGCAUUUCCGCCCCCGCUAUUUGUCACCCCUCUCAUUCACCACCUCCUCUCCCCCCCCGUCCCUUCCCCCAGAUCCUCUCCCCGCAACACGUCCCCCUCCUGCCCAUGUGUCCCCAUCACCCCUCCUGGCCAUGUGUCCCCAUCACCCCCCCGCCCUCCCCCUGCCCGUGCAGCUGCUGCAUGGCACGCGGCACACGGCGGGGGUGUACGCCACGGAGGGGCUGAGGGGGCGCAGCGUGGUGCUGUCGGUGGCGGCAGACAAGCGCAUUCUGGGGUGCGAUGCAGAGAGGGGCGGAGCGCAGCUGGUGUUGUCCGCCAUGCUGGACUCGCGCCUCACUGACGUGCUCGCCAACCCCGUUGACUUCAACCUCUUCCUCGUUCAGUCCGGCACGCCAUGUGAGCAGCUGAGGCUGUACGACUUCCGAGCGCCGCGCAAGCAGCAGCACAUUUUCGGGUGGGAGCAGUCGGCGUCCGACUCACAAUCCGCGCUCAUCUCCUCCUGCUGGGCGCCCAGUGGGCUGCAGAUCAGCGUGGGGUCAGCAGAUCCCAAGGUGCACAUAUUCGACGUGCGGUGGGGGGGCAUGAAGCCGCUGCUCACAGUGGACGCGCACGACAAGCGGGUCUUCAAGGCCGCCUGGCAUCCCACCCAGCCCCUGAUCGUUUCCAUUGCCUCCGAUCUCAAUAUUGGCCUCAACCCGAUUCGCACAUGA
Messenger RNA from Closterium sp. Yama58-4, 1005 nucleotides. The record is from the annotation of a GenBank genome assembly. Lineage: Eukaryota; Viridiplantae; Streptophyta; Zygnematophyceae; Desmidiales; Closteriaceae.